Effrenium voratum is the source of this 1779-nucleotide messenger RNA. The record is from the annotation of a GenBank genome assembly. Lineage: Eukaryota; Dinophyceae; Suessiales; Symbiodiniaceae.
AUGAAGACGAUGUGCGCGAAGCGUGUGGCGGAUGCGUCAGGAGGUGAGGCGUCCCUGAACAUUCACGCCCUCUUCACCGCAGGAGCAGCUGGAGCGCACUUCGAGACCUGCGCGGAUCUCUGCGGGGAGGAGUGUGCUGGCUGCAACUGGGCCUAUGCUCGACAGUCACCCCAGGGCCUUUGCCCUGUGCCGCUGGGUUCCUUGGUGCUGGGUGCCUGGAUGAAUGAAACCUUCUGGAUGCCAGCGGACAUGCCGAGCUACCAAGCCGCCGAGUACGGCGCCGAAGCGAAGGGAAGUUGCCAAGCGGGGGCCCUGGGCUUCGAGUACUCCGGCGCCCUGCCCAAGGCCGCCGAGGUGAUGCGCCAGCAGCGGGAGUUGGCGCAGAAGCAGCGCGCCAGCAUCGCAGCGGCGGCAGCCUAUGACAGGCGUUUGUGGCACAAGUACUUGGCCAAGAAUGGCGUCUCCUGGGGCUAUGCCGGAAAGCCAGAUUCGGCGCCGGUCUCGCCCUUCGAGCCUCAUCUCGGCGCUGGACUGGGCCUCCGACGCGCGCUGCUGCUGUGCGCGGCGCUGCUGGCUGUGGCGGCGCUGUAUGUUUGCGGUCGGCGCCUCACUGCCUGCAGCCGCCAGAGCGCGUACGCCGCGCUGUUGCAGCCCUCCGAGGGCGCGGUGCUGGCGCUGUACUUGGCAUUGCUCUUGGCGCAGUCUCUCUCGCAACACCUCGCGGCUGCCUCAGGCCACCUGGCCUUGCUGGCUGCUUUGGCGCUGCAACUGGCGCAGCUUGUUUGGGCUGCAGCCGUGGUCCACCACACGCUGGGCCUCAGCAGCGUGUGGUCCCUCGAGACCAGGCAGCCACUUGCAACACUGGGCCUCACCUUCUUGCUGGGCUUCUGCUCGGCAGUGAGCCAAUGGCUAUCCUUUGUAAGCCUCUUCUGGUUGGACCCUGCCACGUACCUGGUCAUCCUGCAGGUGUCGCUUCGGCUGGUGGAGGUUGCUGCGUGCUCGCGGCAGCGCUUCUCCAGUCGGCACUGGCUUGCCCUGGGCGUUUUCGUGACCGCCGUCCUGUUGAAAGGCCUUAAGGCCGCAUCAGAGCAGGAUAUGGCGCUCUACCGGGGCCUUCUGGCUUUGCUGGCGCAGGUGCUGCUGUCGUCUUUGGCGGUCCUAUGCCAGCCCCUGCUGGCGGAGGCGCCGCAGCUCGAGGUGUUGCAGCUGGGGCAGAAGCUGCAAGGGCUGCUGGUUCUGCUCGCCAUCUUUGUGGGCCUUUCCUAUCCGCGGCCCUGGGGUACAGCCACGGAGGGCAUCGCGGAGGUGGUGGAGAGCGAAUGGAUCAUGACCUCCAUGGCCUUUCUGCUCGUCAGCAGCAUCUUAAAGUCUGAGCUGCCCGGAUCUCCAGUGGAGGAGCUGGGUGUCGGCAGCUUGCUGGUGAAGGUCUCAACGCUCCAGUGGUUCCUGCUGGGCUGGGGCGGAGGAGAUGCCUCCGACGUGGGUGUCCUUUUGUUAGGCCUACUCGCGCUUGCAGUGUGUCUGGUGGAGCGCUUGGCCACACUGCCCGUGGAGGAGCCCAAGCCAACUCCAAAGCCGAGAGCAGCCCUCAAGCCUCCCCUGCCCAAGCCGUCCUCCACCUCCAAGCCCACGCCGGUGGCGAAGUCGGCAGCGGCGAAGAGAGCCUUGGUCAAGCCGCCCCAGCCCAAGAUGAUGGGCCGCAAGUCCAGCCGCGCCAGCGAGAUCUCCACCGCGCCCUCCUUGCCCUCCACGCCCCGCCGCUGGGCUCGAAGAGCAUGA